AUGGCUGAGAAUCAGCCCAACGACAAGGCAGUGAAGGUCGGCGCGCGGGUGUACACCCCCCUGAUGCUACCCGCCUACGACUUUUGGGUUCUAUGGAUCUCGAAUAAAUUUGUGUGGAAGUGUCCCACCGACGAGGUCCAGGUCCCGUUCUUCCAGUCCGCUCUGAGUAGAACUCACCUAGACAUUGGCGUCGGCACUGGCUAUAUCCCAGCGAAAGCCCUUGAUCCGUCUGGAUGCCAGGAAAUAACCUUAGUGGACUUGAACCAAAACACUCUUUCCACUGCCAAGGCACGAAUCGAAUCCGCCAACAGCACGGUCAAGGUGAAGACGCUCCUAGCUAACGCGCUCGAGCCCCUUCCCCUGCCUGAGUCGGAAAAGUUUGACUCCAUCAGUCUUUGCUACCUCUUGCACUGCCUCCCUGGAUCACCGGAUAGCAAGACUCGAGUUUUCGAUCAUGUUAAGCCACACCUGGCACGUGACGGAAUCUUGAUCGGUUGGACCAUCUUGGGCAAGGAAACUCCCAUGAAUUGUUUUGCUCGUGUAUUGAUGAGGAGCUAUAAUAAAAUAGGGAUAUUUUCCAAUUGGGAUGAUAAUCUUGCGGCAUUUGAACAAGGCUUGAAGAGGAACUUCGAGGAAGUUGAGGUUUGGACUGCCGGUAGGGUAUGCAUGUUUAAGGCGAGGAAUCCAUUAGACUCGCCGAUCCAAGCUCGGUCAUGA
Messenger RNA from Clonostachys solani, 717 nucleotides. NCBI's taxonomy places the organism in Eukaryota, Fungi, Ascomycota, Sordariomycetes, Hypocreales, Bionectriaceae. The record is from the annotation of a GenBank genome assembly.